AUUUGUAAUUAAUCAAACUUCCCUUUUUUUUUUUUUUUUUUUUUUUUUUUUUUGGAAUAGAACCUCCCUUCCUUGAUACCAUCAAAACCACCAACAUUUAGUGUACGUGAGUGGACAGUCAUUGCCCUUAGUAUUUCACCAUUAUUUUCCCUCUUGCCACCAAUCACUAACACCUUGGCACCACCACCCUAACCGGCGACGACCACCACCACCCUCACUGACAACGACCACCACCACCAUCCUGACCGACGAUCCACCACGUUCCCUCACCGGAGGGAAGGUGGUGGAUUUUUAUUUCCGGCAACCACAGUAACCGGAGCCCAAAACCGAUUAACCGUGGUUGCUAGAAAUUAACCACACCUUUUCGCCAGCGAGGGAAGGUGGUGGGUCGUUAUUGAUGGGGAAUGGGGAUGUGGUGGGUCGUCGGUAGGUGGUGGUGGUCGUUGCCGGUCGAAAGGGGUGGUGGGUCGCCGAUUCGCCGGGGAGGAUAAGUGGUGGUGAAAAUAGUAAGGGCAUGGUUGUACAUUCUCAAGUCACAACAAAUGUUGGCGGUGGUGAUAUUUUUUAUGGCGGUGUUGAGCAAUGGACUUCUUUUGGUUAAGCAGUUACUAAAAAAAAAAAAAAUUACAAUCUGUUGGUUAAGCAGUUACUAUAAACAUUAUCCCACAUUAUCUAAACACCAUUCUCAGUGGCCAUGGCUGCUAUCUUCACACUCUCAUGGCAGUUCUCCUUCCUUCCUCCCUCCACCACUCUCAAUCAAAACCACCUCAUACCCCUAAACCCAUUUCUUCUCCAUCAUUUUCUCUCUCCUCCAACCCCAAAAUUCAAUCUUUAACCUCCAAAAAGAGGGAUUUCAUCUUCCAAUCAAUCUCUCUCUGCAUUGCUUCAUUAAUCCUUGAAACCCCAUCUGCCAUUUCUGCAACUAAAGCUCCUCCUCCUUCCAAAUCGAUUCUUUCGGAAAUUUUGAACACUAAAUCAUGGUUUCAGUUUUUUGGUGAUGGGUUUUCCAUUCGUGUUCCUCCCGAAUUUCAGGACGUUAUGGAGCCUGAGGAUUUUAAUGCUGAGUUGUCCCUUUAUGGAGAUAAGGCAAAGCCAAAGACUUUUGCUGCACGGUUUGCCUCUUCUGACGGGUCUGAGGUAGUUAGUGUAAUUAUCAAGCCAUCCAACUCAUUGAAAAUUACAUUCUUAGAGGCUCAGGACAUUACUGAUAUAGGCUCUCUAAAAGAAGCAGCAAAGAUUUUCAUUCCUGGUGGGUCAUCACUGUAUUCCGCACAAACUAUUAAAAUAAAAGAAGAGGAUGGUUUCAGGACAUACUAUUUCUAUGAGUUUGGCAGAGAUGAACAACAUGUUGCACUUGUAGCUGCUGUUAAUGGAGGAAAGGCAUUUGUUGCUGGAGCGACUGCCCCACAGUCUAAGUGGGAUAGCGAUGGUGUAAAACUUCGCAGUGCUGCCUUGUCUCUGACGCUGUUGUAGUCCUACUUUGACGACUGAGUUUAGCUUUGUCCAUUAUUAUUUUAAGGUUGGAUUAGUUACAUUAUGCUUGAAAGUCAGUUCCUUUUGUUCCCCUCCUUGGUGAUACAGUAGGUCUACCUAUGAUCUGGGCAAUGUGGACAUAUUGUAAUUGUACAUCAUAUUCAAAACAUCAUUGUUUAGCUGUUU
Molecule: messenger RNA, 1659 nt
Organism: Chenopodium quinoa (quinoa)
Lineage: Eukaryota; Viridiplantae; Streptophyta; Magnoliopsida; Caryophyllales; Amaranthaceae
Exons: 7
Coding region: 718-1473 (251 amino acids)
Cellular component (GO): chloroplast
Source: RefSeq, a predicted model, not a curated record